AUGUACUCUCACUCUACCAUCUGGGUCAAGUUUUCAGGUCUUCAGGUUGAAAUGUGGGUGGAGAAGACGCUGUUAGCUUUGGGAAAAUCUUUUGGAACUCCUAUUGUGGUUGAUAAGAGAACCCUAAACCAUGAGUAUGGGCAUUACGCCUCAGUCCUGAUUGAUAUUGAUUUUGCAAAGCUUAAUACAAAUUAUGUUUAUGUUGAAGCUGGUGGGCGCAAUUUUUUGCAACCAUUUGAAAUCUUGAAAAGGCCGAAAUACCGUUUUAAGUGCAAAAUAGUUUGUCAUCUAGACUUAGAGUGCAGAAAGAAGCAUGUUACUUCAGUUAAUACGCCACCCGCUACUGCCAGUACGUCGCAGCAAUCUAAUGCUCUAGUUAUCCACCAGGGUGACACUAAUACAGCAUGGAAAGUUUCAGGUCAAAAGAAGAAUGGUAAAAAAAAUCGAAAGGGAACAGUUGAUAACAAUGUACAGCCUGCUACUGAUUCUGUUUUAUCUUUGUCUACACCGGUGUGUGAUGCUCUUGAAGAAAGUUCGGAAUAUAUCUCUCAUAACAAAUUCAAUAUUCUGGGAUCAGUUGGUGAGACUUUGAAUAACCCUCUUUUGGAGAUUAAUAAGGUUGAUGAAGUAGCUAAACGUGUUAAGCAGCAGCAGUUGAUAGCUCUUCAAGAAAAAAUUGAUACUUUGAGAGAUAAUGAUUCCAUGUCGGUCUCGGAAGAAUCUGAAUUGGAAGUUCGUGCUCGAAAGGGUUCUUCACCAAGACUAAAAUCCUCCUCAAAUACUUCUCAUCAAGUAAAGCUAUCUAAAACUCAAACCCCUAAUGUUUAA
Molecule: messenger RNA, 828 nt
Organism: Papaver somniferum (opium poppy)
Lineage: Eukaryota; Viridiplantae; Streptophyta; Magnoliopsida; Ranunculales; Papaveraceae
Exons: 2
Coding region: 1-828 (275 amino acids)
Source: RefSeq, a predicted model, not a curated record